CUGGGAGCGCAGAGCCGGAGUGAAGCCCCAGCGUUGCGCUGCCGUGGCUCCGUUUGGAGACGUCCUGCCGUGCGCCUCAGCCGCUCCGCCAACCUGCCUGUGCGUGUGCGGGAGUCCGAUCCACAACACAAGCCCAUGGAGGGAUGUCGCGAUGCUGUGCACAAGGAGAACUAAAACUUUGGUGUCGACAUGCGUGAUCCUGAGCGGCAUGACCAACAUCGUGUGUCUCCUGUACGUCGGCUGGAUCACCAACUACGUGGCCAACGGGGGUCCCAAAGUUGCGGAGAGCGGCGAGGCGGAGAGAAAGUUGGAGGAGGACAGCAAGGGGGAAACCCUGAGGAUUAUCGAGAGGCUGGACCGGCUGGAGAGCGUCGUCAAUGAGCACAUCAAAGAGACGCCUCAGAAGGAAGGUGAGGACGCGGCGUCUUCCUCGGACUCGGCCUCGGAUGCGGCCUCGUCGCUCUUCUCCCGCUGGGGUCACGACCUCGGCCCGGAGAGCCGCAGGGUCGCCCUCAAGAAGUUCCGUUACUACGGCUACAACGGUUACCUUAGUGACCGCAUCUCGCUCACACGCCCCAUCCCGGACUUCCGACCUGAUGGAUGCAGGAACAUGUCCUACUCCUCAGACCUCCCUCAGCUCAGCGUCAUCUUCAUCUUCGUCAACGAGGCCCUGUCGGUGUUGCUGCGCUCCGUGCACACGGCCAUCCAGAGGACUCCGGCGCACCUGCUCAAAGAGAUCGUACUGGUGGACGAUCACAGCGACAGCGUGGAGCUGAAGGAGCACCUGCAGAGCUUUGUGGAUGAAACCAACGCGCAGCACGGCCCAGGCUUCAUCAAGCUGGUCCGCCACCACAAGCAGGAGGGGCUGAUCAGGUCCAGAGUGAGCGGGUGGAGGGCUGCGUCCGCCCCCGUCGUCGCUCUGUUCGACGCCCACGUGGAGUUCAACACGGGAUGGGCAGAGCCCAUCCUGCAGAGGAUAAAGGAGGACAGGACGCGCGUGGUGUCGCCCUCCUUUGACAACAUCAAGUACGACACGUUUGAGAUCGAGGAGUACCCUCUGUCUGCUCAGGGCUUCGACUGGGAGCUGUGGUGCCGAUACCUCAACCCACCCAAGUCCUGGUGGACUCAGCAUAACCACACGGCCCCGAUCAGGAGCCCGGCUCUGAUUGGCUGCUUCGUGGUCGACAGGAAGUACUUUGAGGAGAUCGGCCUGCUGGAUGAAGGCAUGGAGAUCUAUGGGGGAGAGAACGUGGAGCUGGGCAUCAGGGUGUGGCAGUGUGGGGGGAGCGUGGAGGUCCUGCCCUGCUCCAGGAUCGCCCACAUCGAGCGAGCCCACAAGCCCUACACCGAGAACCUGACCGCCCAUGUGCGCCGCAACGCUCUGCGGGUGGCCGAGGUCUGGAUGGACCAGUACAAGAGCCACGUCUACAUGGCCUGGAACGUCCCCCAGCAGAAUUCAGGUGUGGACAUUGGGGACAUUUCGGAGAGGAAGGCCCUGAGAUCCAGACUCCACUGCCGGCCGUUCAGCUGGUUCCUGACCAACAUCUACCCGGAGCUGCGGUCCUACAGUGACACAAUCGCUUACGGAGUGCUGAAGAACAGCCUGAGAGAUGACCUGUGCUUGGACCAGGGACCGGACACGGACAACGCUCCCAUCAUGUAUCUCUGUCAUGGCAUGACGCCUCAGAACGUGUAUUACACCAGCUCCCAGCAGCUUCACCUGGGCGUGCUGAGCCCCACAAUCGAUGACGAUGACAACAAGUGCCUGGUGGAUGUUAACAGCAGACCCAGGCUGCUGGAGUGCAGCUACGCAGCUACCAAACACAUGAAGCUCACCUGGACCUUCACUCAGGGCGGCUCCAUCCAAAACAGCGAGACUCAGCGGUGCCUGGAGCUGGUGGAGAACAGACAAUCAGAGUUUAGCUUCCAACUGGCCAUUCAGGACUGCUCCGGCCAGAAAUGGACCAUCACUAACAUACUGACUGUCCUGCCGCAAUGACACACCUCGGCUCCCACAACACAUGUCUAGGCCAAGUGAGGAAUUGUGAAAUUGUGAAAAACCAAACUUCACCCUAGAUCAAAGAUGGACUGAUGCUGAAACCUUGACCGUCCUGCGAACGUCAAAAAACAACCAGAGAUGAGAUUUCUGGUGCGAGCAGGAGAGGAAAGGAAUCACAGUCUGGUUAAAAAUGGACUGACACCGAGAACUAAGUGUCCCUAAACGUAAGGAUCAAUACAGGAUGCGUCUUUAACGAGAUGCUGCGCAGGAGAAGACGCUCUUCAAUCAGACAUGGACGAUCAGUUACCUAAUAACCGUUUUAUAUCAAUGACCUGAGAGAAGAUAGACUCAUAGAAGGGGAAUUGACUAGAGUCAAGGCUCUUAAAGCUUCCCAACCUGCGACUGAGAUGAGAAAUACAGGUCAGUCGUUCCAGGAGACAGGCUCAUGAAAUCACAUAACUACUUUUUAUCACAGGGGUGCAUAGCAGAAACAGGCCUGUGAUGCAUUUUAGGUCCCCGGCCACAGUUUAAGAUAAUAGUGCCCCAAGUCAGUUUGACCGUCCCAGCACAAGCACCAUAACAAAUUGAGGGAGCAGGGGUUAAAUAUGUAUGUGCGCUGCAUUUUCAGAGGGAGAAGUGCAGGGUGUGCGAUUGCUCACAUCCUAGAAAAAUAUAGCAAUUUGCUGAUCCGAAUUCGCUCUGUUGCCCUAGUGGGGGCAAUUUGUUUUACAAACUGGGGAGUGCGGCAGACGAUUUGAGUGGUAUCUUAGGUUUGCCCGGCUGCUUUCUUUGUCAUUUCCAGCGGAGACAACAGGCAUGCAGUUGCCAUUAGACACCGCAUGCCUCUAAGAGCAGAUAGGCUGGAUGCUGUAGCUUUCCUCAGUAUCACACAAAAGGGAGAACUGUGACAGCGUAAUGGAGUGUAACCAAGAAGUCAUUUAUACUCGCACCUUGAUAGAAAUACUAUCCCUCAGCCAUUUCAGGAGUGUGCCGUGGAAUUAAUUUGAUCAGAAGCGUGGCCGUCUAUCACGCCGUCAAGCACAGGAUUUGUGGGUUGGAGACAGGGCAGAGACUCAUCUGGAAAAGAAGAUUUUAUAGUCCCUGAAUUGCUCCUGCGACACCAGCACAUGAUAAUAAAGAACUCUGACUCACGCAGCCAUCAGUAGAGUUAUGUGUUUUAGGCAGACCUGGGCCAAACAGGGGUUGAAUUUUCGGUGGUGACGUGCUCGUGUUGGGAAAGAUCAAGCACACGUCGAGUACUUUGUUAUCAGUACAAUGUUGCAAUCUCUUCUUGUCCAUGUCUGAUUCCAAGACAAGCACAUCAGUCUGCUAGCGAGGCAAAGCUUGUUCAGUUCAAGGGAGAUUUGCUGUCCUUUCACAUCUCAAGAGCAAGAACAGAACGGUGCAAAGCGAGAUCUUUGUUUUCAGAGGAUGACAAACAACCAAAAGCAGUGCAUGCAAUCCUGAAAUUCUACAAGGCAAUGCAUCCAAUGUUCAGAUCAUUUCAGUUUACCCCAUAGGUCCGCUGACCUCUACAGGUGCAACCAACAGCAUUGCCUUGUACCCCUUUUUCCACCAGAAAGCUCCAGGCCCAAAGUUCCCGGGUCUUGGCAGAUGGUUUUAGAAGCAAAGCGAGUUCCCUAAGUGUUUGUGUGUUUGUGUUCCCACCGUACCUCGAGAUCAGCAUGAUUAUUUACUAUGGUCCCGCUUUGAUGUUGCAUUUGGCUUUAGAGAGGAGACGUACCGAGGUUGGAAAUGAGAAUGAGGAUGGUAAAGCAAGAGCUGAGACGAGGAACCUUCUUUUAUGUCAAUCAACAGAAAUCAACUGUGUACUCGUCAAACAAUCUCAAGUUCAUUUAAAGCCAAAUAUCACUGUUUACAGUCUAGAAGGGCUUUAUAUGCCUACAAGUUUGCAAGAAAUGAAACAGGAUGACACCCCCUGACUUAA
Molecule: messenger RNA, 3947 nt
Organism: Myripristis murdjan (pinecone soldierfish)
Lineage: Eukaryota; Metazoa; Chordata; Actinopteri; Holocentriformes; Holocentridae
Product: polypeptide N-acetylgalactosaminyltransferase 18-like
Exons: 11
Coding region: 152-1999 (615 amino acids)
Biological process (GO): protein O-linked glycosylation
Cellular component (GO): Golgi apparatus
Molecular function (GO): polypeptide N-acetylgalactosaminyltransferase activity
Source: RefSeq, a predicted model, not a curated record